AUGGGAGAUGAAGAAAGUGGGAAAAAUGCGACCAAUGAGAAAUCAGCCGCAAAAGUGAAAUCUGCAUCUACUCCUGCACCCGAAGGGGAAAAGGUUGAGGACAAAGUUUCCGAUAAGGAGAAGAAGCGCGUGGUGAAAAAGAAGAAGAAAAAGAGUCGUCCCACCUCCAGCGCGAAUCUUGUCGCCUUCAUUGCGCGCACCUUGGUCGCGACGAGUUAUCCGCUUUUGGAUAAGUCGACCCCUUUCCCCAUCGAGGGUGUGGCCACGACCGCACUGGUGGAUGAACUCGUGCCCCAUCAGUGUCGCAAAGUGACGGCGAACAUUCCCACGUCGACGUAUCUCAUUGAUCAAACGGUCGCGGAGAAGAUUGUCCAGUUGGUCCAGGAAGACGUCGCGACUGAUACUCUCAUUGAUUGGAAGGGCGGCCCUGUAGUCGAAUUUAGUCCCGGUCUUGGCAUCCUCACGACCCAACUAUUCGCCACGUUCGGAUUCAAACGAAUCACCGGAUUAGAGGAGAGUGGCAAGUUUGUAAAGUAUCUAAAGUUACAGAAAAGAUUUAACAGUGAGGGAAAGGAGACGGUCCUGCUGGAAAAAGGAUUUCCCGAAUUUCCUAAGCUCCAAUACGCUGAUAAGAUUGACGGCGGAAGAAGGAUAGCAAACCUCCUGGCGCAGAUUAAGAACCAAGAAAAUAAUUCCACGCAGAAAAACCUCCUCGUUUUUGGAGCUGUCCCACACGUGUCCUUAAUUCACUUUAUCAUCCGGUCCUGCGCGACAGGGCGUGUUUUUUAUGACGAAGAAUUUGACUGGUCUGACCCCACCUACUACGUGACUCUGGGAUCGAAAGCGCAUUGGGUUCUGACUUCCGAUCCGUCCUCCGGCCUCGUCGCGUAUCGUCCGUCGUCCGUUAUCUUCCAACUUCUCUUCAAAUUUAAGGUGGUUCUCGGAGAAUUCCCUCGCUCAGCUUGGAUCCCCUGGUCGAACGAGUCAGUGGAAGGGAAAAGCAAUAAGUUUAAGCUUCGCAACGCCUACGAUCCGAAUAUUUGUCAUCUUGUUAAAAUCCAGACUAAUCAGGACGUUGUUAACCGUGUGGGGCGGGACCACCUCGUCCACCUCUGGUACUUUGUGAGACAACACUUCUUCUCCAGGAAGAAGAGCGUCAUUCCUGAAUUGGAAAAGUGGGUGCCUGGCUGCGGGGCAAGGUUGAUCCGGCAAGGAUUCACGAUUUACACACAGUUCGGCCAACUCACUCCCGAUCAGGUGCUCGAUCUUUAUUUGGAGUUCAGUAGUUGGCCCGAGUUACAAGGAUCCUCAUUUUCCUCGGCGGUGGAGAAAUUCCAGGCCAGACUGGACCUACACGACGACGAAGUACACUGA
Molecule: messenger RNA, 1374 nt
Organism: Folsomia candida
Lineage: Eukaryota; Metazoa; Arthropoda; Collembola; Entomobryomorpha; Isotomidae
Gene: mtTFB2
Product: dimethyladenosine transferase 2, mitochondrial
Exons: 6
Coding region: 1-1374 (457 amino acids)
Biological process (GO): transcription initiation at mitochondrial promoter; rRNA methylation
Cellular component (GO): mitochondrial matrix
Molecular function (GO): rRNA (adenine-N6,N6-)-dimethyltransferase activity; mitochondrial transcription factor activity
Source: RefSeq, a predicted model, not a curated record